UGCGCGGUCUCUCAGACUCUCACAGCUGUUUCCAAAUUCGUUCGCCGCGGAUCGUCGCGGGAUGCUGGCCGGCGAGCACGCGCGUUCGCAGACGGACCCGAGGAUUCCGAGGUGCAGACGGGCCUGAGGGACGCGACUCCUCCCGCGGCGCAGUGUCUGUCGACCUCGUCGCGCGCGUCCGAUUAACCUGCGCGGCCGCGAUCUCCUCGAUUACAGGCUGACCUACUUCUCGUCUUGACGCGCGCUCAAAGUCGGGCCAGCAGCCAGCAGCUCGCGUGCAGAUCAUGCAACGGCUAGUCUUUUGAAUUGUUAUAUAUACAUACUAUAUAUAUAUAUAUAAAAACACAUCGACACUCAGCACUAUGCCAGACAGGAAAGCAGUCCUGGAGUGCGUUCCCAUUUCCAGUGCUACUGCCAGCGCUGGACGCCGUUACUGAAUUCGGCUGAUCUUCUGAGAGGAUCACUUCCAAAUGAGUAUUUUGCUAAUAACGCAGCAGUUAUUCUUUUCUGAAUGCAACCAACGCCUUUUCCUUGACACUGAAUGCCCGAGACUAUUGGGAGCACUGUCGGUAGUACUGAGAGGAAAUGGGAACACAUCCUGGAUGUGACGCGACAUUCGUUACAAGCAUCAGUGGCCGAUUUAUCUUUGUGCUGUUAAUAUUUUUCGAUCCGGGACAAGUAAUUUGGAAGGAGACACGAUUUGCCUGCGCUUUGUCAGGAAAGUUUUGCAAUCAAAAAAUGGAAAACGAGGAUGAGCAGAAGCAUAACACAAAUGACGCUGGUACAUCAACGAACUGUGAUACUAAUACACAGUUGAGUGUGCAAAAUAAUGUUCAAAACAGGCAACCAACGCCCCCAAAUUUUAUGAUAAGUGGAUUAACAGGACUGUCACCACCUAAAUACGUGUCUUUUGACGAAAUUGCAAAAGCUGCCAACGGAAUGAAAAAUAUGGCCUUAGCACACGAAAUCGCGGUAGAUAAGAAUUUUCAGCUGCAAAAAUUGGAGCCGGAAGACGGUAGUUUUCAUAGGCGAGUAAAAGAAAUAAUGCACACAGCUUUUUGGAAUCUGCUAGCGGAGCAGUUGGCCGAAGAUCCGCCAGAUUAUUCGCACGCACUGGUUUUAAUGAAAGAAAUUAAAGAAUCACUGGACGAGCUCGUACCACCGCAUAAUUCGAGAAUCAAAGAAAAUAUCAGAGAGGUGCUUGAUUUAGACCUGAUCAAGCAGCAAGCGGAGAAAGGUGUAUUAGAUUUUUGCCAUUACGGGGAAUACAUAAUCUCCAUUAUGAGUAAAAUAUGCGCGCCCGUGAGAGAUGAGAAAAUCAAAGAGCUGUCGCAGCAGGCAAACAUCGUUGAGACAUACAAGGGCAUCAUGGACUUGUUGCAGCUAAUGAGAUUGGAUCUGGCAAAUUUUACCAUCACGAUGAUGAGGCCAAAUAUCAUUGCGAUGAGUAUUGACUAUGAGAAAGCAAAGUUUGCCGAGUUUUUAAAGAUUAACUCGAACGGCUUGCAAUACACAGAGAGAUGGUUACUGAAACAUUUCGAUCCAGAGAAAGUCCCAGGCUCAGCCAGCGCCGGUACUAAUAAUGUAAGACAAAUCACUCACUUUUUAUUGACAGAGGCGUACCUUGAUCUGCUGGAAUGGGAUUUUAAUCUAAACGCCGAGACACUGAUGCUGGAUCAAGGGAGACUUCUGGAAUUGCGUGACGUAACCAGUAGAUUGAGCGUCGUUGGUUCUGUGAUACUAUUGGUUAAUAAUACAAUUGGUGCACCGAUUCAUGGGAUCUCGAGCUUUAAGAAGAAUAUUAAGGAGCAUUUAAAUGCACUGUUGGAUUCUGUACAUUCGAACAAAGAUCUAGAAGCUGCAAUGCCAAAUAUUAUACUACAAGUAAAAACAGAUGUGAAAACAACAUUGCAGGAAGUCAACGCUCCCGAGUUAUCGUCGGAAGUAGAAACGUUAUUGGAAGGUCAAAUAGCCGAUCUUAUCGAUACAAAACAUAAGAUCAGAUAUCUCGUCAAUCUACGUAUUAGACAGUUCCUGCAGAAAAUCAUUCAAUCGCAAUCCACUGCACCCCAACAAGUACCGCCGGGCCUUUCCUCGCUGCAAGAGGAGUUAGCGGCUGUUGCUGCCCGAUUUGUAAUACUUGUCUCGCAUAACCGCAGCGUAUUCUGCGAGUAUUAUCAAGAUAUUGUUGCAAACGCGCUUGCAAAGAGCGACGUUGACAAUAAUAAACAGAUACACGAAGCACAUACUAUGGAAUUGUAAAGAGAAAUAAUGUUAAUACACUCGGAUUUCACUCUGUAUCCGAGACAUAUGUUAUAUCGAGAUCAUCUGGUAGCAUCAGACAAUUGAGUUCCUCCGAUGAAUCGUCGCUACGCAUCUCGUAAUAAAGAGCUCAUUUUCGAGCGCCUACAUUGAAGUUCACGCGCUAUAUCGAGGUGCGAGUGUAUAUAAUUUUUCAUCUUUAUGUCCGUUUAAUUGUAUAAUGGACAGUAUUCAUAAAUUGAAUAUUACAUGAUUAACACGAUAGAAAAGAUAUCUGUAUUUUUUAUCAUCACUCACGAUUGCAAGCACGAUUAUUAACGCCAAACAGUAACAGAACUGUAUUAUUCUUUUUAUUUUACUUACAGAAUAUAUUAGUGUAUGAUAUAUACAUUGUCUCAUUAAAUUAACGGUAUACGAUGUCUUUCUUUCCGCAUGUUUUUUUUGUAAUAAAUCAGUGUAUUUGAUUAAAAAAUUAUCAUGUAUAAAUAUAUGUAAAAUAUGCAUGUAAGUAUGUUCACAUUUGCAGUACUGAUGUUUUUCAUCGUCAACGCCAAUUUUAUACUAUUAUAACAAAAAUAAAAUAAUUUAGUUCUAUCAUAUUUUAGAUUUUCCAACUUUUGUCGACUUCGCUGUAAUGACGAAUGCAUUAUUUUACAUUCCGCACGAAUAGUCUAGUCGAUCUCGUAAGUAGCAGUAGUAGCAGUAGUAGUGGGAAAAAAUCGGGUGGGCCUAAUACACAUGUCUUAAUGGUA
Molecule: messenger RNA, 3014 nt
Organism: Vollenhovia emeryi
Lineage: Eukaryota; Metazoa; Arthropoda; Insecta; Hymenoptera; Formicidae
Product: T-complex protein 11-like protein 1
Exons: 9
Coding region: 586-2262 (558 amino acids)
Biological process (GO): signal transduction
Source: RefSeq, a predicted model, not a curated record